GGUUAAAUGGAAGCCACUCCUGGGAUCUGGAUGGUUUGUUCUGACGUAGCCUUUGCGUAGCAGCUCCAUCCUGCCAGGAAGUUGCAAUGAGUGGAGGAGGGGAGCAGCCUGACAUCCUCAGUGUGGGAAUCUUGGUCAAAGAAAGAUGGAAGGUGCUGAGGAAAAUAGGUGGUGGAGGCUUUGGAGAAAUUUACGAUGCCCUGGACUUGCUGACCCGGGAAAACGUGGCGCUGAAGGUCGAGUCAGCCCAGCAGCCGAAGCAGGUUCUGAAAAUGGAAGUAGCUGUGUUGAAGAAAUUGCAAGGAAAAGAUCAUGUUUGUAGAUUCAUCGGAUGUGGAAGGAAUGACAGAUUUAACUACGUGGUCAUGCAACUGCAGGGUCGGAACUUGGCAGACCUGCGUCGGAGCCAAUCUCGAGGAACAUUCACCAUCAGUACCACUCUGCGGCUUGGGAAGCAGAUUUUGGAAUCUAUUGAAAGCAUUCACUCAGUGGGAUUCCUGCACAGAGACAUAAAGCCAUCCAACUUUGCAAUGGGACGUUUUCCUAGCACCUGCAGGAAGUGCUAUAUGCUGGAUUUUGGCUUGGCUCGACAAUUUACCAACUCAUGUGGGGAUGUCAGACCACCACGCGCUGUUGCUGGUUUCCGAGGAACAGUGCGGUACGCGUCAAUCAAUGCUCACAGAAACAGAGAAAUGGGGCGGCAUGAUGACCUCUGGUCUCUAUUUUACAUGUUGGUGGAGUUUGUGGUUGGACAACUGCCUUGGAGAAAAAUAAAAGAUAAGGAGCAAGUGGGAUCCAUUAAAGAAAGGUAUGAGCACAGGCUUAUGUUGAAACAUCUCCCUCAAGAAUUCAACAUCUUUCUGGAUCACAUUUCUAAUUUAGAUUACUUUACAAAACCAGAUUACCAGCUUCUCAUGUCUGUGUUUGACAACAGCAUGAAAACAUUUGGGGUUGUUGAAAGUGACCCUUUUGACUGGGAGAAGAGUGGAACUGAUGGCUCUCUGACAACAACCACCACUUCAACUACACCUCAGUUACACACUCGGCUGACUCCAGCGGCAAUUGGAAUUGCCAAUGCUACCCCGAUCCCGGGAGAUUUGCUGCGGGAAAACACUGAUGAAGUGUUUCCUGAUGAACAACUCAGCGAUGGAGAAAAUGUUAUUCCAGUUGGUGUCUCACCAGAGAAACUACCUGGGUCCCCAGGGCAUCAGCGUCCUCAGGAAAAAGAUGUCUGGGAAGAAAUGGAUGCAAACAGAAACAAAAUAAAACUGGGGAUCUGUAAGGCUGCUACAGAGGAGGAGAACAGCCAUGGGCCAGUGAAUGGGAUGCUUAAUGCACCGAGUCUUGGUUCACCAAUUCGUGUGCGCUCUGAGACCACUCAGCUGGACAGAGAUGUCCCCCUGGUGCGAAAGUUGCGCUCAAUUCACAGCUUCGACCUGGAGAAGCGGCUAAUGCUGGAGUCAAAGCCAGACACCGAUAAAUUUCUUGAGACUUGUUUGGAGAAGAUGCAGAAAGAUUUGAAUGCUGCAGCGGAGACUGCUGUUGCUGCUGUUCCUCCUCUUUCUCAGAAAAUACCUGUUCCUGCUCCAGUGGCUGCCCGCAUGGACCAUGUUUGGCACUACGAUGAAGAAUACCUUCCAGAUGCCUCGAAGCCUGCGUCAGCUAGUUCUCCAGAACAUGUUGAUGGUGGUGUUAGCAAUGGAUUUGUUGCUGUCAACUUAAGCUCCUGCAGGCAGGAGGUUGAUUCCAAAGAAUGGGUGAUAAUAGAUAAGGAACGGGACUUGCAGGAUUUCAGGACAAAUGAGGCUGCGGGACACAAAAUGACUGGAAGUCCCUCAGAUGAAGAGCCUGAGGUAUUACAAGUUUUGGAGGAGUCCCCUCCGGAAGAGCAGCCCAGGCAGGGUGAUAGGGCAGGAAACAGCAUCCGUACGAAGAACCAGACCUCAGGAGUGGAGUUAGUUCUAGCCAUGGAGUGUCAUCCGGCCACUUCCGAUCAGCUUACCGAUAAAUUGGAACUUUUGGCCGGAGCUGCUGGACAGCUUCUUGCAGCCACCCCUACAAGUCCUAUGGAGGCUCAAGCAGAAGGAGCGCUCACUCCGGUAACAAUACCCAGACCUUCGGUGGCAUCCACGCAGUCUGCUUCAGAGAGCUUUCAUUGCGGCCACCAGCUAGAGAAAAGAGACCGUGAUGCUCAGUCUGUGGAACACACUGUGGAACUUUCCUCUCCAAAGGAAAAUUUGCCAGGUUUGGUUGUGACAGAAGAGGUACUUCCUACUAGUGCUGGCAGACCAGAUUCGGUAUUUUGUAUCGGCCAAGAGGUCCUUGAAGGGGACAGACAUGGUAAAGAAUGUGUUAAACUCCUGGACUGUGGCCAAAAGGACAUGCGUGAAGCACAUAGCAGGAGACAGGAAGAUAAAGAGCUUGAAAAUCUUCCUGUAGAAUCUGAGGAAGAAAAGCUUCCAGUGGUUUCUGAGGAUGCCAAUGAAAUGCUAGACAAAGAACAAAAUUCUUUACCAGGAAAGUCAAAAUCUGUGGAAGAAGAGCCUCUAACCAACACUGAAGCUGCCGAAGAAUCAAAGCCAAGGCCUCUCUGCUCAGUGCCAAAUCCGGAUGAGCUUCUGAAGUCCACAGUACCCAAAACACAAGAAGUUUCUCCUUCAAGACUUAUCAGCUUGCAUACUAGCAGACAGACAAAUAAAAAGGCACCAGUUCAGGAGAAUGGUUUUCACAAUAAUAAGGAACAAGUACAUAUCCAAGACUUGAAAAGCCACCAGGUAGCCCUUACUACUUUUUUGCACCAGGAGGACAAAAAGGAGAAAAAUGCUCCCAGAAAUGGAGAAUUAUUCCACUGCAUUUCAGAGACUGAGAAUUCUCAUCGAUCUAAAAAGGACUUAGUUAAAUCUCCUUUUGUGUUCAGGCAGAGCCGAAUUCCAGUUUUAGCACAAGAGAUAGACUCAACGUCAGAUUCCUCUUCACCUGUUUCAGCAAAGGAAAAGCUUCUUCUAAAAAAGGCCCAUCAGACAGACUUGGUCAGACUGCUUGUAGAGAAGAGACAGCUCAGAUCUUUCCUUGGUGACCUCUCAAGUGCCUCCGACAAGUCACUGGAGGAAAAAGUGGCUGCUGCUCCAGUACCAUUUUCUGAGGAUGAUGUCUUAUCUUCGUUUUCUAGGUUAACGCUGGACUCGCAUUUCAGCAAACAGACUGAAGAUAGCUCCCUAUCUCCAAGCAGCCCUCAGUCCAGGAAGAGCAAGAUUCCAAGGCCAGUAUCCUGGGCAACCGCUGAUCAAGUCACCAGUUCGAGUUCAGCUCAGUUCUUUCCUCGGCCCCCACCAGGAAAACCACCUACUAGGCCUGGGGUAGAAGCUAGGUUACGCAGAUACAGAGUCCUAGGGAGUAGCAGCUCGGACUCGGAUCUUAUCUCACGUCUGGCUCAAAUACUGCAGAACGGAUCUCAACGACCACGCAGUUCUACUCAGUGUAAGAGCCCAGGGUCUCCACAUAGUCCCAAAACACCACCCAAAAGCCCUGUCAUCCCCCGGCGCAGUCCCAGUGCCUCCCCUAGGAGCUCUUCCUUACCCCGUACUGCCAGUUCUUCUCCGUCCCGGCCUGGGAGACCCCACCAUGAUCAGAGGAGUUCAUCCCCACAUCUUGGGAGGAGUAAGUCACCUCCUAGCCAUUCAGGCUCCUCAUCUUCUAGGAGAUCCUGCCAACAAGAGCAUUGCUGCAGCAAACCGAGCAAGAAUGGUCUGAAAGGAUCCGGCAGUUCCUUCCACCAUUCCCCAAACACUAAAACUGCUGUGGGAAAGAGCAAAUCAGCCAGUAAGCUUAGCAGAUAGGAACUGGGCCUUGACAGUUGUAAAGUCUCCUAAAUCCAAUGCAUGUUGUGUCUGUGUACUGUGUAUUUAAAAAAAAAUCAAAAAAGUUUUAAAAAAAAAGUGUUGUAUCUGAGCUUUCGAAAGAAAGUAAACGUCAUAGACUAUUCAUGACAAAACCUACUGUGUAAAAGAGUG
Messenger RNA from Tinamus guttatus (white-throated tinamou), 4010 nucleotides. Lineage: Eukaryota; Metazoa; Chordata; Aves; Tinamiformes; Tinamidae. The record is from RefSeq and is a predicted model, not a curated record.